CCUCCGCGGAGGAAGGCAGCGAGGAGGAGGAGGCGAGGGAAGGCGUGGAUCCUAGGACACUAGGACACGAGUAGUCGGCCGGCUGACCGUUUGCAAGAUCAACCAACAACGCCUCACGCUGCACGGCUGACACCCCCCAACCCGCCCUGUAUGUCCGCAGGGAGUUGCGGAUGACACCCCCUCGCGUAGGAAAUGCCCAGCUGCGCGUUGUUAUUUUUUUUUUCUGUCGACAGCGCAGGACGCCGGAUACCGCAGUGAGCUGUGCGAUUUAAACGAAAAAGGGAAUAAGGGAAUGCCAACGGAGGCUGGGACUCCCCCGCAAAGGCGCUCUCUGACGGAGGCUGGACCCUGAGGUGGAGGAGGCCGUAAAGAGGCCCAGAAGGAGCCUCCAACGCUCCCUACCUGAGCAGCCGGACGCGUCGGGGCAGCCAUGGCUCCUCGGAAACGUGGCGGCGGCGGCGGCAACCGCGGUGGCCUGUCCUACAUCUUCUGCUGUUUUAACGGCAACGAUCACCCGGAGAUCACCUACAGGCUCAGGGAGGACUUCGCCCUGCAGGCCAUGGAGCCGGCCCUGCCGAUGCCCGGAUACGACGAGCUGGAUGGAAUGUUCUCCGAGUUGGUGGAUGAACUCGAUCUGUCAGAGAAGCACAGAGAAGCCAUGUUCGCUCUGCCCGCAGAGAAGAAAUGGCAAAUUUACUGCAGCAAAAAGAAGGAACAAGAAGAAAACAAAAGUGCAACUAGUUGGCCAGAAUACUACAUUGAUCAGCUCAAUUCAAUGGCAGCUAGAACGACGCUCCUCGCUCUGGAGAAAGAAGACGAGGAGGAGAGGAACAAAACCAUCGAGAGCUUGAAGACGGCUCUGAGGACACAACCCAUGAGGUUCGUCACCCGCUUCAUCGACCUGGACGGCCUGACGUGUAUCCUGAACUUCCUGAAGAGCAUGGACUACGAGACGACCGAAUCGCAGAUCCACACGUCCCUGAUCGGCUGCAUCAAAGCUCUGAUGAACAACUCGCAGGGCCGCGCCCACGUCCUCUCCCACUCCGAGAGCAUCAACAUCAUCGCGCAGAGCCUGGCCACGGAGAACAUCAAGACCAAAGUGGCCGUGCUGGAGAUCAUGGGCGCCGUGUGCCUGGUGCCCGGCGGCCACAAGAAGAUCCUGGAGGCCAUGAUGCACUACCAGCGCUUCGCCUGCGAGAGGACGAGGUUUCAGACACUUAUAAACGAUCUGGACCGGAGCACAGGGCGAUACAGGGACGAGGUCAACCUGAAGACGGCCAUCAUGUCCUUUAUAAAUGCUGUCCUGAGUCAAGGUGCUGGAGAGACAAGUUUGGAAUUCCGUAUCCACUUAAGAUAUGAGUUCCUCAUGUUGGGGAUCCAACCGGUGAUCGAUAAGCUACGGUCUCACGAAAACUCCACCUUGGACAGGCAUUUAGACUACUUUGAGAUGCUGCGGAACGAGGAUGAGCUGGCUUUGUCGAAACGUUUUGAGUCGGUACAUAUAGACACCAAAAGUGCUAACCAGGUUUUUGAUCUCAUCCGGAAGAAGAUAAACCACACUGAUGCACACCCGCACUUUAUGUCCGUCCUGCAUCACUGUCUCCUCAUGCCACACAAGAGAAGCGGCAACACGGUGCAGUACUGGCUGCUGCUGGAUCGCAUCGUCCAGCAGAUGGUCUUGCAGAACGACAAAGGUCACGACCCCGAUGUCACGCCACUGGAGAACUUUAACGUGAAGAACGUCGUCCGGAUGCUGGUCAAUGAAAAUGAGGUCAAACAGUGGAAAGAGCAGGCAGAGAAAAUGCGAAAGGAGCACCACGAGCUGCAGCAGAGGUUUGAGAAGAAGGAGCGCGAGUGUGACGCAAAGACGCAGGAGAAAGAGGACAUGAUGCAGACGCUCAACAAGAUGAAAGAGAAGCUGGAGAAGGAGAGCACCGAGCACAAGAACGUCAAGCAGCAAGUGGCCGAGCUCACCGGCCAACUGCACGAGCUCAGCACCAGACGGGCAGCUGUUGUUCCUGGAGGCCCUCCCGUUGGCCCCGGACCCCCCGGAGGUCCUCUGCCUCCUCCACCCGUGCCAGCUUUCGGGGGGAUGUGCCCUCCUCCCCCGCCGCCCCCUGGAGGCAUGAUGCCUCCUCCACCUCCCCCACCGCCUCCACCGGGUGGACCCCCACCUCCUCCUGGGUGCCCGCCCAUCGGGGGCAUCCCUCCCCCGCCGGGAGCCCCGCUCGGGCCGUCCCUGAAGAGGAAGAACAUUCCCCAGCCGUCCAACGCACUCAAGUCCUUUAACUGGGCCAAGUUGUCUGAGAAUAAACUGGAGGGAACCGUGUGGAUGGAGGUGGACGAUGCCAAGGUGUUUAAAAUCCUGGAUCUGGAGGACAUUGAAAAGACCUUCUCAGCCUAUCAGAGGCAGCAGGACUUCUUUAUGAUCAAUAACAGCAAACAGAAAGAGGCAGAAGACGACGCGCUGACCUCUAAAAAGGUCAAGGAGCUGUCGGUCAUCGACGGCCGCCGAGCUCAGAACUGCAACAUCCUUCUCUCGCGGCUUAAACUCUCCAACGAGGAGAUGAAGAGAGCCAUUCUGACCAUGGACGAGCAGGAGGACCUUCCCAAAGACAUGCUGGAGCAGCUGCUGAAGUUUGUCCCAGAGAAGAGCGAUGUGGAUCUUCUAGAGGAGCACAAACACGAGCUGGACCGAAUGGCAAAGGCCGACCGCUUCUUCUACGAGAUGAGCAGAAUAAACCACUACCAGCAGAGGCUGCAGUCUUUAUACUUCAAGAAGAAGUUUGCAGAAAGGAUAGCAGAGAUCAAACCCAAAGUCGAAGCUCUCAGCAGGGCGUCUAAGGAGAUUCUACACAGCAGAAACCUGAAGCAGCUGUUGGAGGUGGUGCUGGCCUUUGGAAACUUCAUGAACAAGGGUCAGAGGGGGAACGCCUACGGCUUCAAGGUGUCUUCACUCAACAAGAUCGCCGAUACGAAGUCCAGUAUCGACAAGAACAUAACCCUCCUGCACUACCUGAUCACCAUCCUGGAGAAGAAAUACCCCAAAGUCCUGAUGUUCCAGGAUGACCUGCAGAGUCUCUCUGAUGCCGCCAAAGUCAACAUGACCGAGCUGGAAAAAGAUAUCGGCAACAUGCGCAGCGGCUUGAAAGGCGUGGAGAGUGAGCUGGAAUAUCAGAAGAAGAGGCCGCAGGAGCCGGGCGACAAGUUUGUGUCGGUGGUGAGCCAGUUCAUCACCGUGGCCAGCUUCAGCUUCUCCGACGUGGAGGACUCGCUCGUGGAGGCCAAGGAGCUGUUCCUGAAGGCAGUAAAGCACUUUGGCGAGGAUGCCGGCAAGAUGCAGCCAGAUGAGUUCUUCGGCAUCUUUGACCAGUUCCUGCAGUCGUUCGCUGAGGCUCAACAGGAGAACGAGAACAUGCGAAAACGCAAAGAGGAGGAGGAGCGCAGGGCCAAAAUGGAAGCUCAGCUGAAGGAGCAGCGGGAGAAGGAGCGGAAGGCUCGGAAAGCAAAGGCAAACGGCGAGGACGACGGCGGGGAGUUCGACGACCUGGUGUCGGCGCUGCGGUCCGGCGAGGUCUUUGACAAGGAUUUAUCGAAGAUGAAGCGCAACCGCAAGCGCAUCAACAGCCAGACGACGGACGCCAGCAGAGAGCGACCGGUCACAAAGCUCAACUUCUAAGAGGGUUGAGAUCCUCUUCCUCGUAUCGCUCGGCCACCCUGCUCCUCGUUAAGUUUCCCUCUGGGGUCGAGCUGACAUCGGCAUUCCUCCGCUCCCUCGUCUGCUCCCACCCAGCUCGGCCUUGCAUCAUCGCGGCGCCGGCGGCACCACACACACACACACACACACACACACACACACACACACACAGCACGACCAACAUCAGACUUUUCAUCCUCGGAGGUUUCAGUGCUGAAAAAAAAACGGAGAAGAAGCCAAAACUUGUUGACGACCAAAUGUGAUAAUUCCCGCCGAAGGAUCGGUUUGGUCAAAUGAAAUGUUUUUACGCUGUUGCGUAGGAACUCGAUGUUCUCCCCGCGGGGAGAAAAAGAAAAAAAACAACUUUGCUUCCAGGUGCAAGAGAUGCUCAUGCUUGGUUUUGUACGUCUGAAUCUAUGCACAGAGUGAAAAGUGCAGUUAGCAGACUCCUUCAGGGCUUGAUGCUCGAUCCAAACGGGAAGACGAUUCCUUUUAAAAAAAACACACACAUAAGGGGCCAUUUUGUACGGACUGAUUUCAUAGAUUGAGGAGGCUGUUUUCCGAGAGAUCAUUUGGAGAAGACUGAAGCUGAACUUCCUCUUGACCCCCCCGCUGUCCUCUUGCAGUCAGAAACCAUCACAGGACUGAGACUUGAUGUUAGACAGACGUGGUUUUGACUGCAAGUGACGCGGCUGAGAAGUUUUUCUAUUCAUCGUUAUUGACAUGCAGCAUUUAUAUAUAUAUAUCGGAUCACUGUAUGUUUUAUUUGACGUUGUUUCCUGUUAAGAGCUGGCCUUAACUCCGUUGUUAUGUGUUGAGUGGGUACUCUCAAAAGGCCGGGGUCUAAUCUGCCGUUUCUCUACAAGUGUGGACACUUAUGUCAUAGAUUACAUAUAUAUAUAUAUAUAUAUAUAUAUAUGUAUACGGUUACGUGCGUGUUACACAUGCACAUAUAAAUUCACAAUUACUAUGCUAAAUGCUAUUAAAACAAAACCCAGUCAAUGCAAUACACCUGUUUCCCCCCUCCCAAGGGAGUGCCCUCCUUUAUGUUUUUGUUGACCUGAUGGAAUAUGUCUCCUGUGCACUGGCUGGAUUCACUCUGCAAAAAUACAAACACCUCGAUUUCAAACUGUGUGAUGUUUUCAUCGUGGCAGAAAACGUCACAUGUGGACGUGAAAGCUUCGAUCACUGCUGUGUGAAUCCAUCCGGUGUCAAACACCUCCAUUGGAUUUUUAUAAUUUAAAUAUUGCUUUCUAUUGUACAAUGACCUGAUGAUAAUAAAUGGGUGAAACAGUU
Gasterosteus aculeatus aculeatus (three-spined stickleback) is the source of this 4993-nucleotide messenger RNA. Its product is annotated as disheveled-associated activator of morphogenesis 1. The record is from RefSeq and is a predicted model, not a curated record. Gene Ontology annotation, molecular function: actin binding; small GTPase binding. Lineage: Eukaryota; Metazoa; Chordata; Actinopteri; Perciformes; Gasterosteidae. Gene Ontology annotation, biological process: actin cytoskeleton organization. Gene Ontology annotation, cellular component: stress fiber.